AUGCUCUCAUUCAUCCUGAUCCAGAAUCGCCAGGGCAAGACCCGUCUCGCGAAGUGGUACGCACCCUACAGCGACGAUGAAAAGAUUAAGAUGAAGGGCGAGGUCCACCGCCUCGUCGCCCCCCGAGACCAGAAAUACCAAUCCAACUUCGUCGAGUUUCGCAACAACAAGAUCGUCUACCGCCGCUACGCAGGGCUCUUCUUCUGCGCCUGCGUCGACACAAACGACAACGAGCUCGCCUUCCUCGAGGCCAUCCACUUCUUCGUCGAGGUCCUCGACGCCUUCUUCGGCAACCUCGACCUCGUCUUCAACUUUUACAAAGUCUACGCCAUCCUCGACGAGGUGUUCUUGGCCGGCGAGAUCGAGGAGACGAGCAAGCAGGUCGUGUUGACGAGGUUAGAACACUUGGAUAAAUUGGAAUAA
This is a messenger RNA of Colletotrichum scovillei, 423 nucleotides long. RefSeq names its product AP-2 complex subunit sigma. Gene Ontology annotation, cellular component: AP-2 adaptor complex; intracellular membrane-bounded organelle. The transcript is spliced from 4 exons. The record is from RefSeq and is a predicted model, not a curated record. Gene Ontology annotation, biological process: clathrin-dependent endocytosis; protein transport. Gene Ontology annotation, molecular function: clathrin-cargo adaptor activity. Bases 1 to 423 code for a protein of 140 amino acids. NCBI's taxonomy places the organism in Eukaryota, Fungi, Ascomycota, Sordariomycetes, Glomerellales, Glomerellaceae.